AGGGGUAGGGUCAGACAAUUCAGUCUCUGAUAGAAGUAACAGACACUCCACCCCAAAAAAUUCCACUGGAUGAAGUCCCCUCCUUCCAUUAACUCAGGACCACUUCACAAGCACUGCCCCUAGAAUGCCCAAUGUUCAGAACCCAGUGACCUUUCCUUUAGAGGAUAAAGGGCCUGGGAAUUCUGGAGACUCUGAUUGGCUGGGCAGAUGGGUGGGUGAGCUCCCUCUCCCCAGAGCCAAGCAGGCACCAAAGCUCAACUGUAUGGAUUUCCAACAGGAGGACCUGCGCUUCCCUGGCAUGUGGGUCUCAUUGUACUUUGGAUUCCUGGGGCUGUGUUCGGUGAUAACUGGAGGCUGCAUUGUUUUUCUGCACUGGAGGAAGAACUUGAGGCGGAAAGAGCAUGCCCAGCAGUGGGUGAAGGUGAUGAGAGCUGCCACAUUCACCUAUAGCCCAUUGUUGUACUGGAUUAACAAGCGACGGCGCUAUGGCAUGAAUGCAGCCAUCAACACGGGCCCCCCCCGUGCUGUCACCAAGACUGAUACUGAGGUCCAGAAUCCAGAUGCUCUGUGGGAAUUGGACAUCCCUGAAGGCAGGAGCUAUGCUGACCAUGACAGCAACUCCAAGGUGGAAGCCCCCACUCCCUUGCAACCUGCGCUGCAGCUGGCUCCACAGCAGCCCCAGGCCAGCUCCCCAUUCCCACUUCCCAUCUUUCAGGAGGUGCCCUUUGCCCCACCCCUGUGCAACCUACCCCCCAUGGUGAACUACUCUGUCUCCUAUCCUUCGGCCACCUGUUCUGAAAGGAAUGUUCGCUUCCAUUCCCUCCCUAAUCUGGCUCAUGAAGACCUCAGCUUCAAUGCCAGGCCUUUUGCUUCAGAAUUGUAGCCUCCUUUCACUGAAGGUGAGAGCUGCAGAUAUCAAAUGCAGAGUAGGAAAUGGAACUAAGCUCAGGGAGGCAGUAUUGACAGAGGUCAGGACCCAUCUGAAUGUCAUGCUAUGAAAGAUUAAAAAAA
Sapajus apella (tufted capuchin) is the source of this 1011-nucleotide messenger RNA. It is a transcript of the gene TEX38, whose product is annotated as testis expressed 38. The record is from RefSeq and is a predicted model, not a curated record. NCBI's taxonomy places the organism in Eukaryota, Metazoa, Chordata, Mammalia, Primates, Cebidae.